GUCUCCGAGACCAACAAAACAACACCAUUGCAUCACAGUCCCGUGUCGUUGUUUCGAAGCAAACAACGAUAGUAAAAAAUCGAGUCCCAAUCCUAAUAACAAAAGAAUAAAAAAAAUCACUUUCGAUCCCAUUCUUUCACCUCGCCUAAUAAUCCCCCCCCCAAAAAAAAAUCCUCUCUUUCUGCGUUUCUCCGUUGGAUUUAAUUCAUUUUUGGUGCCACAGAAUCACCACUUGUUGUCAUCAAUCUCUGGUCAUCAAUGGAUCUCGGAUUUCUUCUAAUCAAAUGAUGAUUCCUGUGUUUCUGUUCACGAUGGGAUUAAAAUCCGUUGGUGGGUUCCUUGGAAAACCCAAAUUGUAGCAUAAAAGAAAUUGAUGGGUUACUUGAGCAGUUCAUAGGUAAACAGUGUUUUUUACUCUUUUUGUGUUUUUGUGUUGAUUUAUAUUAUUUUAUGUGAUGGAUAAAUGAGAAUUAAAGUGUAAUAAUAAUGGAAGUGAAAUUGGGGAAAGUGAAUCUGUGAGUUGGAGAUAUCUUUGAAGUUUGGGAGUGUGGGUCAUGGAUGAGGUCAGAACUUGUAAUGAAGCGGAGCAGCCUCAGUCCAAAGACUUGGCCGCUGCGGCCGCCACCACCGCCGCCGCAUCGUCUUCGGGAUGGCGUCCUGGUCGGCUUGCGUUUGCUCCGUGGGUGCCACAGGGUGAAGAAGCUACUGCUGAUAAGUCCCAGAAAUUGCGUUUGGUUGUCAGGAAACCCUUGGUGGCAAGAUUGACCAAGGAAAUAGUUGAAACAUACCAAAUAUGCAAUCCACAGUUUAAAUAUUCUGAAGAUCUAAAUCCCAAAAGAUUUUUGACCAGCCCGUCUAUUGGAGUGCUUAAUGAUGGCUAUGAUAAUGUAAACUCAGAUCUUAUCCUGACAGUGAAUUUCGUCUUGAUCCAUUUAGAGAAAAAUAGAAGAUAUAUUGUCAAAGAUGUCCUUGGCCAUGGGACAUUUGGACAAGUGGCUAAAUGCUGGGAUUCAGAUACCAACAGUUUUGUUGCUGUCAAGAUCAUUAAAAAUCAACCUGCUUACUAUCAACAGGCACUGGUUGAAGUAACUAUUUUAACAACGUUAAAUAAGAAGUAUGAUCCCGAGGAUAAGCAUCACAUUGUUCGUAUAUAUGAUUAUUUUGUAUAUCAACGACAUUUGUGCAUAUGCUUUGAACUGCUGGACACAAACUUGUAUGAGCUUAUCAAGAUGAAUCAUUUUAGGGGAUUAUCACUUGGUAUUGUUCAGCUGUUCUCUAAGCAGAUUUUAUGUGGACUGGCUCUAUUAAAAGAUGCUGGCAUUAUUCAUUGUGAUCUGAAGCCAGAAAACAUUCUUUUAUGUACGAGCACUGUGAAGCCAGCAGAAAUCAAGAUAAUUGACUUUGGAUCCGCAUGCAUGGAAAACCGCACUGUUUACUCCUAUAUUCAGAGUCGAUACUACAGAUCUCCUGAAGUUCUCCUUGGAUAUCAGUACACAACAGCUAUUGAUAUGUGGUCCUUUGGGUGCAUAGUUGCUGAAUUAUUUCUUGGAUUACCAUUAUUCCCUGGUGCUUCGGAAUUUGAUCUUUUGAGGCGGAUGAUUGAAAUACUCGGAGGACAACCACCUGAUUAUCUACUGAGAGAUGCCAAAAACACAAGUAAAUUCUUUAAAUGUAUCGGGAGUCUCCAAAAUAUAGAGAACAGUGAGAGUUCCAGAAAAGGAAGAAGUGUUUAUCAGGCAUUGACGGAGGAAGAAUAUGAAGCUAGAGAUUUGAAGAAGCCAUCAAUUGGAAAGGAGUAUUUUAAUCAUAUGAACCUUGAAGCAAUCGUUACAAACUAUCCGUUCAGGAAAAAUCUACCAAAGGAAGAUAUUGUCAAAGAAAGUCAAAUACGAUUGGCUCUUAUUGAUUUUUUGAGAGGUCUAGUGGAAUUGGAUCCUGCAAAGCGCUGGUCACCCUUCCAGGCUUCAAAACACCCUUUUAUAACCGGGGAACCUUUUACACACCCUUACAAGCCUCCUCCGGAGACCCCUCACAUG
This is a messenger RNA of Gastrolobium bilobum, 2036 nucleotides long. RefSeq names its product dual specificity protein kinase YAK1 homolog. Lineage: Eukaryota; Viridiplantae; Streptophyta; Magnoliopsida; Fabales; Fabaceae. The transcript has 13 exons. The record is from RefSeq and is a predicted model, not a curated record. Gene Ontology annotation, cellular component: cytoplasm. Gene Ontology annotation, biological process: peptidyl-threonine phosphorylation; peptidyl-serine phosphorylation. Gene Ontology annotation, molecular function: protein tyrosine kinase activity; protein serine/threonine kinase activity; ATP binding. The annotation marks the transcript as partial.